Salmo salar (Atlantic salmon) is the source of this 3884-nucleotide messenger RNA. RefSeq names its product protein sprouty homolog 4. Gene Ontology annotation, cellular component: membrane; cytosol. The record is from RefSeq and is a predicted model, not a curated record. Lineage: Eukaryota; Metazoa; Chordata; Actinopteri; Salmoniformes; Salmonidae. Gene Ontology annotation, biological process: negative regulation of MAP kinase activity; animal organ development; multicellular organism development.
UCAUAAAAACCCAUUUCCCCAUGUAGUUGCAACAUCGUAUCAAAAUGCCAGUGUCCUGACCGCAGUACGCAUCGAGUGGAUAGUGUUUAAUAAUUUUUCGCCUUGGCCUUUUUUCUUUACUUGGGAGUAAUAUCUUUGGAAUAUACAUGCAGUCGUCAAGCUCAACAGAGAAAUGCGCUGCUAGUCUGGAAAAGACUGCUAGAUGUUGAACUCUCUGUUUGCUGUAUGAGGGACACAACUGCACAGAUGGAGUCAAGGGUUCCCCACCACAUCCCUGGAGUGUCUUCCUUCAUUAUAUCCCAGCCGUUGCUGGACAGUAGUGUCCCCUAUGGAAGGCUACAGCACCCGCUCACCAUCUUCCCCAUCGACCAGAUGAAGUCCUCUCACAUGGAGAAUGACUAUAUUGACAGUCCGGCUGUGGUCUCCCAGCAACCCCCCAGCCAGAAGGUUGCCAAAAGGGGGCCCCACGAGCCACUGCUAGGGGCCCCCAAGCUGGCACGCUGCGACCCCAACGAUGCCACCACACAUCCCUGGAUCUCCUUCAGCGGGCGGCCCAGCUCCAUCAGCAGUAGCAGCAGCACCUCGUCAGACCAGAGGCUGCUGGACCACGCAGCCCCUACCCCCGUGGUGGACCACAGGUCCACAGUAGUCACCACCAGGACCCCCUGUUGCGAGCCCAAGGUGCUCACUUCCAAGCCUCUGGACCUAAAGGCUGCUGCCCAGGGGGCCAUGGUGGUGGACAAGAAGCACAUGCUGCUGUGUGAGACAUGUGGUAAGUGCCGCUGCACAGAGUGCACCCUGCCCCGGACCCUGCCUUCCUGCUGGGUGUGCAACCAGGAGUGCCUGUGUUCGGUGCAGAGCCUGGUGGACUCGGCCACCUGCAUGUGCCUGGUCAAGGGCAUUUUCUACCACUGCACCGAGGAUGAGGACGAUGAGGGCUCUUGCGCCGACCGUCCAUGCUCCUGCCAACAGUCUAACUGCUGCGCACGCUGGUCCUUCAUGACGGCCAUGUCCCUGGUGCUGCCCUGUAUGAUGUGCUACCUGCCCGCCAUGGGCUGUGUCAAACUGUCACAGAAGUGCUACGAUAAAACCAGCCGCCCGGGCUGCCGCUGCAAGAACUCCCAGCAGGCCUGUAAGAGUAUGGAUGCCAAGGCUGGAGGCCAGGAGAAACAGUCCUCAUGAUACUAACUGGCUGUUGCCUUAUCAAUACCCUUUGGAUAGACCAAUCCCCCCACCUGCUGGAGGACCUCCCAAAAACUAUGGUACUUACAGAAGGGUUCACACCUGUCCUUCUCAGUUCUAGUGAUGUUAUGCCACACAAGUUAAAAUAGGUCUGUCUGCUAGAUCUGUUGGCCUAGACAACUGCUUGCCUCAGAACUCAUCCUUAUAAGUGUAACAGACUGGUGGAUUUUGUUUUAUAAAAUGGCUGAAGGCACAAGUCAUACUCCCUCUAUACGGCUCUGAAUUUAUAGCUUCAUGAUAGCUAGCUACUCCAUGACAAAUUGGACACCAGUUGUUUUUCCCCUAACAUAAAGAUAUAUGUUUGAGAAAAUAAGCCUGUUCCAAAGCAGUUUCCCUCUAUUUUUUGCAAACUGUUGGUUUUCCUUUUUGGUAGUUUAGGAUACUUCAAGUGAAACUACCACCUACUCUCCCCUAUAUAUGAACAUUCUUUAGGUUUCAGUCCCACACAAGCUUUCCUGUUGCUAGCUUGAUGUUGAGCUUUUUAGGUCAAGGUGACAAAGUGAGAGGUAGUCAUGUGGCUUUGGAGCAAUAGUCUGUUUUUUAUAUUCUUGUUUGUGUGCUCGUACAAUAUGUAAGGUCAUACCACAAGUGAGUGAAAAACUGUGUUUAGGAUUGCCUGACUUGAUCACUUUCUAUUUCCUUGAGGGGAAACGUAAUAUCGAUUUUAACCUAGCUUUUACCAAUCACUUCAGAAAAAUUGCAUGUCAUGCGCUGCAUGAUGUAACUUAGUGCUUAACCCCAGUGCUAGAUGUGGAUGUGUUGUCGAAAAACCUCCUCAGGGAUUGUUCCUCAUCAGUAGAAUUUGGUCUAGCACGUCAAAACUGCUUGAAAGCCCAGUUGACUUCACUUUGCACAAGAGGCGAAGAACCGUUUAAAAAGGGCAAAGGGGCAAUGGUGAAUUAUUUAGGAAGAUUGAGAGGAAAUGGGUGGAAAAUAGCGUUUUCAGGAAGAGGGAGAGGUAGAGUGAAGUUGUAGCGUAUCUAGCCAGCCUUAGUUAAAUCCAAUCUGCCACUUGCACAACCUUUUUAGAUGAAGCAAACCUCUUAUGAUGGACUAAAGCACAGUAUUAAGUAUAAAGGCUUAAUGUAUUUUGCAUUACUCUGUGAACUACUUUGAGUCCACAUUGUAUACCCCACUACUCAAAAAAAAAGUAGUUUGUCUUAUGUUAGAAAUAUUCUUGAUCUUUAUUUUCUCAAUCUAUUUUUGUGUCUUGCAUGGAGUUCCAAUGACUUUGCCAAAAGGAGUUUAGUAUAGCUUGUUUAGCUGUCUAAGGGAUCAUAUGUGUUAUGCACUUGCCAAAUGGUCAGAAGGCAAUUGUUCUUAAAGGUACGGUGCCCUUUUUGCAGUUUGCUUCAGUUUGGCAUAUUUCUGUCAUGUUGGUUCUAAGGUCCCCUAAUAACAUUAGGACCUGUCACCUUCUCAUGUUUGUACUUGUCUUGUUGCACAAAGCAGAAAACAUACAGGAAAAAACACUGUUCUUAGUCUUGAAUGUAUAAGGCAAUAUUACUUUCAAAUGUUUGCAAUUCAAUCCAAGGAAAGGUGCCAAAAUUGGGAAUGAUUUUGUGGCUGGCAAAGCCAGGGAAAAAUUGCAAAUGUGUUGACAAUAUGUUAUAGAAAUAGACCUAUGCAGGUGACAUGCUGUUGUAAAUAGUUUCAAGACACAUGUUCUUUAGAAGAGUUUUAAAUGUCCUUGAAAAAUUGCAUGGUACAUUAUAACUAGAAUUCAGUACAAAAUAUAUAGAGAUAUGUAGAUAUAUAUUUUGGGGGUGAAGUUGAGGGGAAGAGGGUGGGGGGAAGACAUAUUUCUAUCAUAAGCACUUGACUUAGAAAAGUGUGCCCUGCAAUAAAAAUACCUCUGUUUAUGCUAUUCAUGCCUAAUUAGCAGGAGAGAGGCGAAGCUAAUUCCCAGUCCCUCAGUGCCCCUGAAACUGAAGGAAUACAAUUUCGGCCUAUCCGGAUCAACCCAUUUAGUCCUUUUUGUGCUCAGUGUCGCAACUUUUUUUCCCUUCCCAAGUUGUCCGACAAAUACCCUUGGCUUGAUUGAUAAAUACAGCUGCUGUGCAUAAAUUGUCAAAACCACCGGUAGGGAAAGAGAACUCUCUCAAGCUACAUUCCAUUCCAUCUUGUUUAAUAGUGGUUGUCUUUUGCUUUUCUGCUUUUUUUUAAAUGUCUGUCUCUCACUGUGGCUAGGGUAAAAUCCUUAGCUCCAAACUGCAUUAGCUUUAUGUUUAUGCCAUGUGUUUGCUGGCCUGUUAAGGUAUUGAAUGAUGACCAACCAUGACAACUCAAUGAUUAAACUUUUUUUCCCUGUUAGAAUGCUGUGACUUAAACUCCAUUUUGUGGUACACUGUGGCCACUAGAAUUUUCUUCAACUCAAUCAAAAGAACCUUUUAAACUGCUGGCUUCUGCUAUUCAAUUUCUGUGCGUUUGCCAUGUCAAUGUUGAUUGAAAAAGAGCUUUUGUUUUGUUAAAAUAUAACAAAAAGAAAAAUUCUCACAUAUAACAUUUUCCCUUUAUAGAUAUAUUUAUUUUGAAGUUCUAUUUUAUAUAGUAUUUAUUUAGAUGCCAACUUUUGUUCGAAGAAAGCUUAUGUCGAAACGGAAUGUACAUUGACAUUGGAAAUAUAUAUUGUUAAAUAUAAA